UCUGACAUCUGACAUCUGACACGAGUGCAGAAAGUGUAAACAAGAGGAAACUGAUCUGUAUCUUGUUGUUUGCUCGAUUUCUCUUCGUACGAUUAACAAAACACGUUAAAUUUUACGGCAAUUGAAGCCGUUUUCAUGCGUUUCUUAUUGAAAUAAUGAAACGUCGAUAGCAACUGCUCAACGAAAUAAUGCUCGUGAUAGCCAGGAUAAUAACAACGUAACCUCUCUUUCUACUUGUAUUUCUCUUCAACGCCGAAUCUGCAAAUUUGAGAUUGCAUUUCGAUGUUUUCUUUCCGGUCGUCGAUUCUUUUCCGCCGCAUUUUUUACGAUACGAUGAUCACGCAAGUAUUAUGUGCGGCGAUUACAUGUGUGGAGAAUUCCAAGCUGUUUUGAGGAGCUCUUUAGCAAAAGGAUACCGGGAAGGAUGCCUGGGAGCUGCGCGAGUCUGAUUAGAUUAAUCAGACGACGUGUCGUUCUUGGACUCAUUUUUGCUCUAUCACUGACGUAUUGUGCCUUUUCGUUAUUUCGAAAUGAAAAGAGAGAUUCAUUAAUUUUAAACAGUAAUCUUGAUGAUAUGAAUCUUAUGAUGCUGAAUGAUAAUAAUGAAGAUCUGAUGCCCGACGAUAACAUGCUUCCAGAAGAGCUAAGAGUGCCCAGUAAACCUUUGUCAUGGCAAAUGGAAAUAUCUGAUCGAGCGGACAAUACAGGAAAUAUGGAUAUGAUUAAAUAUGGAUAUGAUAAUUUAAAUGAGAACAAUGCUUCUACUCAACCCUGUCGCAAUUCGAUUCAAGGAAAAGGUUUGAUAGUAGAUGAACAUGGCAUAGUAUGUUCAAGAUACGAAGUUCUAUCAAAUGGAUGUUGUACAAUGGAGCAGAAACAGGCUCCAAAGAAUAAAGAGACUUCGUCUAUAGUCAAAAGAAAGAGAUACAGCUGCGAAACGUGCAAUUCUCUAGGAUGUUGUACUAUUUAUGAAUAUUGCGUCUCUUGUUGCCUGGAUCCUGAUAAGCAAAUCUUACAAAUGAGAGGCCGAAAGUUAGGGUCUGCAAGAAUGCAAAAAGACGGAGGGAGGCUGCGUAUACGUAAUCAGGAUCGCUUUCAGAUUUGCUUGGCCGUCUGUCGCACUUCGAGUUUAAGCGUGCAACACGAAAACACUUAUAAGGAUCCCCUCGCGAAGCAUUGUUACGUUCCCCAGCCGUUGAAUUCUCAGCGACACCGCCGCAAUUUUAAUUCAUUAAAUAAUAACGGCGAUAGCCCCGCCGUUGUCAUUACUUCUUCUUCUGUAGUGUUACUUACCCAUCUUUCUCUUCCUGAAUAUUAUACCGUAUAUUGUUUACUAAAUGAAUCUUAUGUUAAUCCCUUUCCUUCCAUAUUAUUUAUAUCGAAACUAUAUUAA
Messenger RNA from Camponotus floridanus (Florida carpenter ant), 1393 nucleotides. Its product is annotated as UPF0454 protein C12orf49 homolog. NCBI's taxonomy places the organism in Eukaryota, Metazoa, Arthropoda, Insecta, Hymenoptera, Formicidae. The transcript is spliced from 4 exons. Bases 425 to 1393 code for a protein of 322 amino acids. Gene Ontology annotation, biological process: positive regulation of SREBP signaling pathway. The record is from RefSeq and is a predicted model, not a curated record.